CCGCCUCCCCGACUGCGCCCAUGUCCCAGUACGCCCCCGGCUCGGGUCUCGUCAAGGGGGCUCUGGGCGGCAGCAGUCCCGAGGCCAACACGGAGGAUGACAAGACCGAGGAGGACCCGCCCAUGCCCAAGAACUACCUGUGGCUCACCAUCAUCUCGUGCUUUUGCCCCGCGUACCCCAUCAACAUCGUGGCCCUGGUCUUCUCCAUCAUGUCUCUGAACAGCUACAACGAUGGGGAUUACGAAGGAGCCAGGCGGCUGGGGCGGAACGCCAAGUGGGUGGCCGUCGCUUCCAUCAUCAUCGGCCUCCUCAUCAUCACCAUCUCCUGCGUAGUGCACUUCACAAGGAAGUAAGUCGCCAACACUAAAACCAAAGGGGCAGCGUGUCUUCCUCACACGGC
Molecule: messenger RNA, 400 nt
Organism: Dipodomys spectabilis (banner-tailed kangaroo rat)
Lineage: Eukaryota; Metazoa; Chordata; Mammalia; Rodentia; Heteromyidae
Gene: Tmem233
Product: transmembrane protein 233
Exons: 2
Coding region: 21-353 (110 amino acids)
Cellular component (GO): membrane
Source: RefSeq, a predicted model, not a curated record